Molecule: messenger RNA, 5403 nt
Organism: Clupea harengus (Atlantic herring)
Lineage: Eukaryota; Metazoa; Chordata; Actinopteri; Clupeiformes; Clupeidae
Gene: gapvd1
Product: GTPase activating protein and VPS9 domains 1
Exons: 29
Coding region: 246-4682 (1478 amino acids)
Biological process (GO): vesicle-mediated transport; regulation of GTPase activity
Cellular component (GO): cytosol; endocytic vesicle
Molecular function (GO): guanyl-nucleotide exchange factor activity; small GTPase binding
Source: RefSeq, a predicted model, not a curated record
GACGAAAGUCUCCUCGUGAUGACAGCUAGUGUCGUCAGGCGAGAGGUUUGAGGUUUGAAGCUAGCAAGAAAGGGGUGGCUGGCUAACGUUAGCUAGCACUGAGGUUUGCUUUCUCCAUCAAUUCGUUGAGGACACGACACGGACAGUUAAAAAACCCACUGCAACACAGCGGCCAUACCAACACUUUUCGGGAAAACCGAAAGGCCUUUUAUUCGUGCUCGCUCGUGUCAGGCUGAGCUGGCUGCAUGAUGGUGAAGCCGGACAUCCUCACGCUUGCGCACCACCUGAAGCAGGAGCGUCUGUACGUGGCCUCCGAGAAGCAGCUGAUCCAGCGGCUCAACCACGACGUGCUCAAGACCGCCGAGAAGCUCUACCGCGCCGCCUGGAUCGCCAAGCAGCAGAGGAUCAACCUCGACCGCCUCAUCCUCACCAGUGCUGAAGCGUCCCCUGCCGAGUGCUGCCAGCAUGCGCGCGUCCUGGAGGACACGCAGUUCGUGGACGGCUACAAGACCCUGGGCUUCCAGGAGAGCAUCUACGGCGAGUUCCUGUGGCGCCUGCGGGAGAACCCGCGCCUGGUGGCGUCCUGCCUCGUGGCCGGGGAGCGGCUCAACCAGGAGCACACGCAGAGCGUCAUACACUCCGUCUUCACCUCGCUCUAUGGCAACGGCAUCAUGCAGGAGGACGAGAGCUACCUGCUGCAGGUCCUGCGCUACCUGAUCGAGUUCGAGCUGAAGGAGAGCGACAACCCCCGGCGUCUGCUGCGGCGCGGCACCUGCGCCUUCAGCAUCCUCUUCCGCCUCUUCUCCGAGGGCCUGUACUCCGCCAAGCUCUUCCUCACGGCCACGCUGCACGAGCCCAUCAUGCAGCUGCUGGUGGAGGACGAGGACCACCUGGAGACGGACCCGGCCAAGCUCACCGAGCGCCACACGCCCGCGCAGCAGGAGCGCCUGUUCGGAGAGAAGGGCUCGGACGCCCACCGCCGCAGGGUGCAGUCCGCCGUGGAGGCCAACGAGGCCAAGCUGGUGACGCUGGUCAACAGCUUCAUUGGGUGCCUGCGCCAGAACACCUACUGCUUCCCCCAGAGCCUGCGCUGGGUCCUGUCCCAGAUGUUCCGCACGCUGUCGCGGGUGGAGGGGCUGCAGGUGGGCGAGGUGCGCUCCAUGUGCACGGACCUGCUGCUGGCCUGCUUCAUCUGCCCCGCCGUGGUCAGCCCCGAGCAGUAUGGCAUCAUCAGCGACGCGCCCAUCAACGAGGUCGCACGCUUCAACCUCAUGCAGGUAGGGCAGCUCCUCCAGCAGCUGGCCAUGGUGGAUGCAGAUGAUGGAGACCCCCGCAGGAAAAGCACUCUGUCCAAGUUUGACAAAAGCUGUGUGUCUGCCUUCCUGGACGUGGUGAUUGGAGGGAGAGCCGUGGAGACUCCGCCCAUGUCCACUAUGAACCUGCUGGAAGGCCUAAGCCGGACUGUGGUCUACAUUACUCACAACCAGCUGCUGAAUCUGGUGGACUUUGUGCGGAAUGUGACGGCCAGCGAUCAGCUCCGUGAGGAAGACCACCUGGCCCUGGAGACACUGGUGUCCAACGUCCCGCAGUCCCGUACGGUGAAGAGCAACAGCCUGGAGCUCACGCCCUCCAACACGCCCCAGCUCUCGCCCGCCACCACGCCCGCCAACAAGAAGAACCGCCUGCCCAUAGGACAGCAGUUGGCCGCCAUCACGUGUUGGGAAGCCUCCAGCACCGCCCUCUCUGCUCACAUGCCCCUUGUCACCCCGUUUGCAGGCUCCCGCAGCCGCAGCCGUACCAACAUCGCCCAGGAGGGGGAGCCAGAGGCCAGCUCCCAGGAGUCCCUGCAGGAAGUCAAUCCAGAGGAAGUGCUCGUCAUCUCGCUAGGCACCACCCCGCAGACCAUCCCUGGCAUGAUGUCAGAGAAUGAGGUCCUGUCCCUGCAGAUGUCUGACAGUGCAGCAGGGGAUGCUCCAGCAGACGAAGUGAAGCUCCACGGCAAACCUGAUAAAACCCUCCGCUUCUCUCUCUGCAGCGACAACCUGGAGGGCAUAUCAGAGGGGCCAUCUAAUCGCUCUAACUCGGUGUCUUCCCUGGACCUGGAGGGAGAGUCUGUCUCUGAGCUGGGGGCGGGGCCAUCUGGUAGCAAUGGCGUCGAGGCACUGCAGCUACUGGAACAUGAGCACGCCACCACUCAGGAUAACCUGGACGAUAAGCUGCGUAAGUUUGAGAUCCGCGACAUGAUGGGCUUGACGGACGACAGGGACAUCUCCGAGACGGUCAGUGAGACGUGGAGCACCGACGUGCUGGGCAGCGACUUCGACCCCAACAUGGACGAGGACCGGCUGCAGGACAUCGCAGGCGCGGCGGUGGAGAACAUGCUGGGCAGUCUGCUGUGUCUCCCAGGUUCUGGAUCGGUUCUCCUCGACCCGUACGGUUCCACCAUCUCUGAGACCACCAGUGAGGCAUGGAGUGUGGAGGUGCUACCCAGCGACUCAGAAGCUGCAGACCUGAAGCAGGAGGAGCGUAUGCAGGAGCUGGAGAGCUGCUCCGGGGUGGGAAGCACCUCUGAUGACACCGAGGUCAGGGAGGUCAGCUCACGGCCCAGCACUCCGGGGCUCAGCGUGGUAUCAGCCACGUCAGAAGAUAUCCCCAACAAGAUAGAGGACCUGCGCUCAGAGUGCAGCUCAGACUUCGGUGGAAAGGAUUCCGUGACCAGUCCUGAUGGAGAGGAGUCCGCACAUGGAGCCCACUCUUUGGCGUGUGGUUCCUCCCAGAAUGAAUCCUUGCUGGCCAUGUUUGAUCCGCUCUCUUCUGGUGAAGGCUCCACGGGCACCAUCGUCCGGCCCAAGGUCCACUACAUGCGUCCCGCCCACCCCCCUCCAGACCCCCCCAUCCCCGAGGCCAGUGCCAUGGGCCCCCCGGAGCCGCGCGGAGGCCCCCUGUUUGCACCCCACGGGCUGAUCCAGGAGCUGGAGCACGGCAAGCAGCGGCACUCGUACCCGGAGCGCCUGGUGCGCAGCCGCAGCUCCGACAUCGUAUGCGGCGGCCGCCGGCCCACCAGCGAGCCCUGCCUCAACCGCCGCACCAUCGCCGAGGACCGCGAGCCCGAGCCCCCCGCCAACGCCUUCGCCAGCGGAGCAGCGUCGUCUCCCAGCAGAGACUCACUCAAGGGGGAGGUUGAAGACCGGAAGGACAGUGACGAUGAGAAGUCGGACCGGAACCGUCCCUGGUGGAAGAAGCGCUUCGUCCCUGCCAUUCCGAAAGCUCCAAUCGCAGCUUUCAGGAAGAGGGACAAACCAGAGAAAGAUGAGCUGGGACCUGAACGACAUCCUCAUGAUGAUUCUUCACCCAGGCUGAGUUCACAGGCGCAGGCUGCAGAGGACAUCUUGGAUAAGUACCGCAACAUCAAGAGGACCAGUCCCAGUGAUGGAGCCACAGCCACCUCAUAUGACCAGCAUGGCCCAGAGCCCACAGGAGAGGGAGAGAGUGGCCAUGACUCCCCCAGAGACGAGGCUCUACAGAACAUGUCCACAGACGACCUCCCAGACUCAGCAAGCCAGACUGCACAACCUCAGGACAAGUUCUCCUUCAGCGAUGCCAAGAAGAAACUGCGCCUGGCCCUCUGUGUGGCCGACUCCGUGGUCUUCCCCCUCAUGCUCCCCGUCAGCACUCGCAAUGGCCUGCCUGAUCACACAGACCCAGAAGAGAAUGAGAUCGUGUGCUUCCUGAAGGUGCAGCUGGCGGAGGCCAUUAACCUGCAGGAUAAGGCUCAGAUGGCUCAGCUCCAGGAGACCAUGCGCUGCGUCAGCCGCCUCGACGCCCGAACCUGCCGCAAGCUGCUCGCCGCCAUCGCCGACGACUACAGGAAGCGAGCUCCGUACAUCGCCUACCUGACGCGGUGUCGCCAGGGCCUGCAGACGUCUCAGGCUCACCUGGAGCGGCUGCUGCAGCGCGUGCUGCGGGACAAGGAGGUGGCCAACCGCUACUUCACCACCGUCUGCGUACGCCUGCUGCUCGAGCACAUGGAGGCCAAGAUGCUCGACUUCAUCAGCGCAUUCGUGGCCUGCACGGCGUCGGACGAUAAGACGGCGGCGGUGGAGGACUUCCUGCGGUACCUGUACGGCGCCAUGGCCCACGAUGCCAUCUGGCAGUACGCCAGCGAGGACCAGCUCCAGGACGCCCAGAUGGCCAUCGAGCGCAGCGUCAUGAACCGCAUCUUCAAACUGGCCUUCUACCCCAACCAGGACGGGGACAUACUCAGAGACCAGCUUCUUCAGGAACACAUCCAGCGCCUGACCAAAGUCGUCACAGCCAAUCACAAGGCCCUGCAGGUCCCAGAGGUGUACCUGAGGGAGGCGCCGUGGCCCUCUGCGCAGGCGGAGAUCCGCACCAUAAACGCGUACAAGACGCCGCGGGACAAGGUGCAGUGCAUCCUGCGCAUGUGCUCCACCAUCAUGAACCUGCUCAGCCUCGCCAGCGACGACUCCGUGCCCGGCGCCGACGACUUCGUGCCCGUGCUCGUCUUCGUUCUCAUCAGGGCGAACCCUCCCUGCCUGCUGUCCACCAUCCAGUACAUCAAUAAUUUCUACUCCAGUCGGCUGAGUGGGGAGGAGUGCUACUGGUGGAUGCAGUUCACAGCUGCCGUGGAAUUCAUCAAGACCAUCGACGACCGCAAGUGAGCCAGAGCAGGAGCAGAGAGGAGCAGAGGAGGAGGCCACCUGCACGGGGGCCACACCGCAGAGAGGAGACCGCCCAGCCCAGCCCGGCCAACUGCUCUCUCUGUCACAUGCGUGCUCUCUCUCUCUCUCUCUCUCGUGCCCUCUCUCACGCUCUUUCUGUUGCACUUUCUCUUUCCCUCUUGUUCUUUCUCUCUCUCUCUCUCUUUCCCUCCCUCUCUCUUUCUCUUUCCUCUCAUCUCAUCUCUCUCUGUUCUUACUGUAUAGCUGUACAUAGUUAAAGAUAUUUACACUUUGAAAAGGAAAAAAAAGAACAGGUGUACUUAUCUGGGGUGAGAGGACAGGUUUUACUAUAAAGAACAACAGAUGAACAAAGCAAAACAAAGAAGAAGCAAAAAAAAGCCAGUGGGAAAUGGCUCAUGAACUCUGAACUUUAGCUAAUUUGCAUAUUCCUUCUAAAAACGCUCUGUAGUCACGGUGAGGUGAAGGCACUUCAUCAGAUGAAAUUUUAUAUCUAGAGGAGUUAUUAAUUAAUGAAAGAAAAAAAAAGGUUAAAUUUUUUUUUUGUGAAAGAUUCAAACAAAAAGGGACCAGGCUUGCGUGGGGAGACCUCUAGAUGGAGACGUGGACGGGUGGUGUGGAAUCUUCCUCCGUAAGAACCCAGCCAUGUCAAUCCCAGAACCCCAACCCAUCAGAACCCCAACCCUUCAGAACCAGGCCAGCA